ACCAAACAGUCUCCCGCCCCCCACCCCCCCAGGGAGGAGGGCACCCGCCUGUGGGGCCGUUUCCAAGGGCUCCAGGCAGGCGGCGGGGGCUAGGGGAGGCAGGCUGGGUGCACACGUGCGCGGGGCCUCAGACCAGCCCUGCUCCCAGGCUCGGCCAUGACAAAAGAAUGGGAGCAGAUGAGGAGAGCAGAGGGCCUGGGUCCCCGGCCUCCUGGGAAGGACGCUGGCAGCACGAGCCGGCUGUGGCCCAUCCGACACCAGGGUCAGCCUCUGCUGACGGGGCAGAAAACAUGCACUUCUCAGGGAUGGAAAAACAGCUCUUAGGUUCAUUUAGACAGAGAUUUCUCAGGAGCACCUGGGGCACACGUGGAAAGGAAAGCCAGCCCGGAGCAUCAGACGGGACUCCUGAGACCUCAGCUCCAGGCACCGCUGACCCAGAGAUACCCACCAAGUGUCCCGCCUGUCAGACCGCGGACGUGUCACCCGGCUUCCGCAGUGUGCAGCGUGCCCCUCAGAGCAGGAGGCGGUUGCAAGACCCGCCCCGAGCCCCCCAGAUCAGCCGAGAGCCUCCAGCCACACCUGGGCAGGAGCCAGGGGCCCCACCCCACAUUCAACCCUGCGGCCAGCUCCCUGCUCCUGGCAUCGCUGUCUAGGGCCCGGGGCCCGCACUCAGACCGGCCCCCACCAGGCCAGCCGUCUCCAACACCCCAGGAGCCCGGGGGAGGCGAGGACACGGAGACCAGGGGCCGGGACAGAGGGAGAGUCACAGGGAGGCCUCUGCGUCGGGGCCUCAGAGGGAGGCUAUGGGCCUGACGGACAAGGGAUGGGAGGAAGACACCCCUCCGACUCUCCACAGCCAGCCGCCCAGGACCAGCACCAACGCCAGGAAAGGCCCAGAGCCGCUGGGCACUGCACCAGGCCCGCCUGCUACCGCUCAGAGAG
Messenger RNA from Zalophus californianus (California sea lion), 942 nucleotides. RefSeq names its product translation initiation factor IF-2-like. The coding region runs from base 168 to 653 and encodes 161 amino acids. The transcript has 2 exons. NCBI's taxonomy places the organism in Eukaryota, Metazoa, Chordata, Mammalia, Carnivora, Otariidae. The record is from RefSeq and is a predicted model, not a curated record.